ACACAUUUGCAUACCAAUCUCGAAUGUUGAUACCAUUAAUGAUUGAUUAAUAAUGGUAGCCUAUUGUGCUAUCGACUUGUGUAUUAGUCUGCAUAAUAGAUAAUAUAUUUAUAAGAAUGUCAUAGAUGCGAUUAUUUAUGUGUUAGUGAUUCUGGUGCAAUAUAAGAAGAAACUAUAAGCUUAAUAAUAUUCAACAAGCAAAUAUGAAUAUUCGUUUGGAAUACCGUUCACAUCAUGCAAGGACAAGUACACAAUUCCUAUGGGGAUCUCAAAAUGAUUAAACAUAAUUCUUUGCAAAAUAGUUUACCAUCUACUGAUAUUAGUAUGAAUCAACUGCCACCCUUGAGUAUGCUACCACAAUGGACACGUGUUAAUACACUAGAUAAAGCCAGGUACCCUAAACCUUUUAUAAAGGACAGAUUACAACCUCUGCCACCAAAUAAAGGUGAAGGGGAGGAGGGAGACUCAGAAUUUAAUAUGAAUCCAGCCCAGAGGUCUAGUUAUCUCGAGCGCAGCAUUAAAUUUUUAAAACAACAGCAUCAAGAUAUUCUCAAGUGUUUGCAUGAAGAAAUUGAUAUGGUGAAAAAAGAAAAUAAAGAGCUUCAGUUCAAACUUAUUAUGAAUCAAAAAAGAAAAAAAAGUGCAAAAAAAUUGGAUAAACAAGAUGGAGGUACAACAGAGGAAGCUGCCAAUGAAGAUGAUACAGCCUCAAUAGAUUCUAAAUAUCUGGAGGGUACAGAUAAAUCACGAGAAGUUAGAGUCAUUUUCCUGAAUGAAGAAAUAAAAGAGUUGAAACGUGCUCUAAGGGAGACUACUAAUACCAACACAUAUCUUAAACAGCUUGUUGAGAAAAAUGAAGAAGAGGUUAAAAGACAGCAAAUUACAAUAGAAAAUUUGAAGUCCCAGACAAACCAAGAAGGUCCAGAAACAGCUUAUAUGGUAGAACAGUUAGCAGCUAGUGAAAAAAUAUUUAGUCAAAAAUCUACACAGCAAUUAACUCAGUCAGAAUAUCAGGGCAUUAUACGACAUUUACAACAAGUCAAUGAAAAACAGUCACAUGAGCUUGAAAGUUUAAAGUCUGAUCUACGUGAUGUUCUAUAUUCCCAUAAAUGGACGCCCGAUGCAUAUUUAUUAGCUAAAGCGUAUGUAGCAGAAGAUGAUAGUAAAGAUAGCAAAACUAGUAAAUCAGCUCUACCUAGGAUACCACUUAAACACCCUACUAGAAAAUUACCAGAUUUAGCAUAUGUUCAGCGUGAUAAUGUUAGUCUACCAGCUUUAAAACAUACAGUCAGUAAUAAAGCCACAGAACGACAGAAACGAACACAAAUAAUACAAAAAGCUAGACAGAGAGAAGAAUUGUAUAAAUGAUAUGUUUCAUUUCUAAAGUCAUCAUGUUUUAUUGUCAUGACCAUUAUUUUAAUUAAUCGCUGUAUUUUAGGCUAUGUAUUUUGUUUGUCGUGUUUGAAGCAGCUUAAUAAUACAAAACUUGUUCAUAUUUUUAAACCACAAAGUUGUUAUAAAAUGAAAAUUAAUUUACCCCGACAUCCAUACAAAUAUCACCUUAAAAAAUUAAAAAAAUAAUUAUUAGAAGUGCAAUUUUUCUUAGUGUAUGAUUUGCUAUUUCGUUAUAUAUUUUGGGUAAAUUUAGUCAUAGAAAAGAACUGUGCACUUUUAAUUCACAUUUGAAAAGAUGGUGUAAAAUGAAAAAAAGAUUUUGUGGUUUGGAAUUAUUAAAAUGGCUUCUGGAUGUGAUGUUAAUAAAUAAAUCAGUUGAGUUGUAUCAACACAAUAAGCCAUCAGAAGUACAUUAACAACAUGGCCGCUUACUGUUCCAGAGGCUUUCCAAGUUUUCUUGCUUUAUUUACAAUAAUCUAUAACUAAUAACCGGAGCACAAUUAUAUUGUGGCAUGGAAGAAGGGAGCAAGUUUUGGGAACUGGAAAUGGUUUCUUGAUAUUCAGGUUAUAACCCAAAAAAAAUUAUAAAGGAUAUAGAAAGCGCUUACUUGCUGGAAAUAUUAGAAUAAUGAUUAGGGUAAUAGCAAUCGUCAGUGUUAGAAUUAUAGAUUGUAGCUGUGAUAAUAAGAAUUGUAAAGAGUUCUGUCAAUCCUGAAAACGUAUGUGGUAUGAGCAGAAUAAUCAUGAUGUAAGCACGCAUUUUAGCUUCAAGGGUUGGUCAAAUAUCAUAUUCAGUUUAUAUAUCCCCAUGUUAUUGAUACAAGUAAGAAAUUUUAACUUGCUCUUGUUAGAAAUUAAAAGAUGUAAAUAUUUUGUUUUAAUUACUGUAGAAUACAAAAAAUAAUUCCAUGGCUAAUGGAGCUGCAGCAAUACACGAUUUUGUAUUUGGGUAUGUAAUGUAAAAAAUUUAACGAUUUUCAACAUGUAUUAUGAAUCAUAUUUUAAUUAUCGGAUUGUUUUUCAUUGUUCUUGAAAACAUGGCUCCAAUAUUCUUCUGACUCAAUUGUUUGAUGUGGUCAAGUAGUAGGGCACUUUCCACCCGAUUAAAAUAUCCCGGGUUCGAAUUCCCACAUGGCUAGCCAAGAACAAACUUGAAGUUUUGUUCCGACUCGUCAGAAAUGACGGUCAUGGGGCUAAAAAAGAAAAGUAUGACUAGUAGUUUGGAUGGUAUUGAAAUGGAGGUCCACCAAUGAAUACAUGAAAAUUACCUUCUUGUGUUGAUGAGAUAUUUAACCCCAUUUAAUUAUAUCCUACGAUUCUCAUUAUUUCAAUAUGUCAUUGUGACCAAGCUUCCCAGAAUAUUAUCUUAAUUUUGUUACUGAAUAUAUUGUUGAUAAAACUGCUGUUAAGGAGGUGGUAUGAUAAUUUAUGUAAUAUUGUUGAUAUCUGUCAUGUUUUAUGUACAUAAUUAUUGUUAAUAAUAAUAUAGCUGGAUUGAUGUGAUAACGAUUAAAUUAUAAAACCAGUUGGUUUUAAGUUUA
Messenger RNA from Patella vulgata (common limpet), 2936 nucleotides. RefSeq names its product coiled-coil domain-containing protein 74A. The transcript has 8 exons. The record is from RefSeq and is a predicted model, not a curated record. The coding region runs from base 235 to 1368 and encodes 377 amino acids. NCBI's taxonomy places the organism in Eukaryota, Metazoa, Mollusca, Gastropoda, Patellidae.